This is a messenger RNA of Polyodon spathula (Mississippi paddlefish), 620 nucleotides long. RefSeq names its product procollagen galactosyltransferase 1-like. Gene Ontology annotation, molecular function: procollagen galactosyltransferase activity. The record is from RefSeq and is a predicted model, not a curated record. The transcript has 2 exons. The coding region runs from base 31 to 486 and encodes 151 amino acids. Lineage: Eukaryota; Metazoa; Chordata; Actinopteri; Acipenseriformes; Polyodontidae.
CUCUCUCUCAGCUAUGUGGGACGGAAGCGCAUGCAGCUGGAGCGUCCUGAGCAGGCCGUGGUGGGUGUGCCAAACCUGGUAGAGGCCGAUUACUCGUACUGGACUCUGGGCUACGCACUCUCCCAACAGGGGGCGCUGAAGCUGCUGCGGGCGGAUCCCUUGGGGAAGAUGCUGCCCGUCGACGAAUUCCUGCCCAUCAUGUUCAACAAGCACCCCGUUAAGAAGUACAUGGAGCACUUUGAGCCAAGGGAGCUGCUGGCAUUCUCCGCAGAGCCCCUGCUGCUGUUUCCCACUCACUACACGGGGGACGCGGGCUACGUGAGCGACACGGAGACCUCCACCAUCUGGGACAACGAGGGGGUGGAGACGGACUGGGACCGGCAGCACUCUCAGCGCUCACGCAAGGCCCGGCAGCAGGGCCACAUCAGCAGCGCGGGGCAGAACCACGUGGACAGCGCAGGGGCCACGGCGAGGGACGAGUUGUGAGGGGCCCCCCAACCCUGCUGUUCUGAGACAGGGCUGAGCUGUGAAUGUGAUGUGUUUACAGCUGCCCCGCAAACUGACUGUUCAAUUGUAAUCUUCAUCUGAAAUUUAUUUCAUUUAAAGGGGGGGGGGGGGGG